This is a messenger RNA of Capsella rubella, 972 nucleotides long. RefSeq names its product peroxygenase 2. Gene Ontology annotation, molecular function: monooxygenase activity; calcium ion binding. The transcript has 7 exons. The record is from RefSeq and is a predicted model, not a curated record. Lineage: Eukaryota; Viridiplantae; Streptophyta; Magnoliopsida; Brassicales; Brassicaceae.
AAGAAACAAUGGCGAUAGAUGCAGGAGCAGAAUCGAUUGCUACGGUCGCUGAGAAAGCUCCUGUCACGGCGGAGAGGAAAGUUCGUACUGAUCUCGAUGAUUAUCUCCCCAAGCCUUAUCUGCCUCGAGCAAUGGUUGCACCAGACAUGGAAAACGUGAAUGGCACAAGGGGACACAAGCACCAGGACAUGUCUGUUCUUCAACAACAUGUCGCUUUCUUUGACCAGGACAGUGAUGGAAUCAUCUAUCCAUCAGAAACAUUUAGAGGUAUCUACUAUAUUUUUUAAUGAAAAAUUAACCUCGGUUUCAACGUGGUUUCUAGUUUCUUUCUAACAGUUAUUGUGCAUCUUACAAUGAGUUACGCCACAUUGCCUACUUGGAUGCCUUCGUUCUCUUUCCCGAUUUACAUCAAGAACAUCCACAGAGCAAAACAUGGAAGUGACACCUCAACUUAUGACACUGAAGGAAGGUACAUACCUGCAAAUCUAGAGAACAUGUUUAGUAAGUACGCACGUACGGUGCCUGACAAGCUAACCCGUUUUGAGCUGUGGCAAAUGACUGAGGCUAACCGUAAUGCAUUCGAUUUCUUUGGCUGGGCAGCAAGUAAAAUGGAGUGGGGAGUGCUGUAUUUUCUGGCCAAAGACGAGAAUGGUUACUUAUCCAAAGAAGCGGUUCGGAGAUGCUUUGACGGGAGCUUGUUCGACUACUGCGCCAAGGCAAGAGCUUCAGCUAAAAAGACUGAAUGAUUGAUGGCACGCGUAUACCAGUUUCUUGAGUUUUAGUCAGUUUUAAUAUCUUAAUUUUAGGACUUUCCUGAAGGCCGGAGGGAUGUCCAGAUUCUCAAUGUGUCACUAUGUUCUAUGUGUUUGGAUAUUUUCAAGACACUCGACCUGACAUGAAACUUGGCCAUGCAUAUGUGAAGUUUGUCGAAUUAUUGACGAAUAUAGUGCAAAUGGCAUGAAACUUGGCCAU